Messenger RNA from Hippopotamus amphibius kiboko, 4313 nucleotides. RefSeq names its product scavenger receptor class A member 3 (gene SCARA3). The record is from RefSeq and is a predicted model, not a curated record. The transcript has 6 exons. The coding region runs from base 302 to 2122 and encodes 606 amino acids. NCBI's taxonomy places the organism in Eukaryota, Metazoa, Chordata, Mammalia, Artiodactyla, Hippopotamidae.
GGGCGCGCGGGGCCGGGGGCGGCCGCAGCCCUCGCCUCGCCGGCCUCCACGGGAAGCGCGGCGGCGGGAUGGGCGGCGGGGCGCGGCGCCCCCAGCCUGCGACCCCGCGGACCCUCCCCUCGGCGCGCAGCCUCCGCAGCCGGGGCUCCGCCGUGACUCCGGCACCGAGCCCCACUCCCGCGGGCUGCGCGUAGGGCGGCGAGCGAUCAGCGCCCUCCCGGGACCCGCCGGCUUCAGCCCCGGGCGCACGGCCGCCGAGCCGCCUCCGGCGGGGCCCUCCCGAGGCCCCGGAGCGGGGACCAUGAAAGUGAGGUCGGCCACCGGUGACGGAGAUGCGCUGUGUGUUGCAGAAGAGGAGCUGGCUGCUGACGACGAGGACAUGCCGUCCUUCCCAUGCACGCAGGAGGGCCGGCCGGGGCCCCACUGCAGCCGCUGCCAGAAGAACCUGUCUUUGCACACUUCCGUGAGGAUCCUUUACCUCUUCCUGGCCCUGCUUCUGGUGGCCGUGGCUGUGCUGGCCUCUCUGGUUUUCAGGAAAGUGGACUCUCUCUCAGAAGACAUCUCCCUGGCCCAGGCCAUUUAUGACAAGAAGCUCGUGUCUAUGCAGGAAAAUCUCCAAGGGCUGGAUCUGAAAGCCCCGAACAAUUGCUCUUUCUGCCAUGAGGCUGGACAGCUGGGGCAGGAGAUCAGAAAGCUGCAGGCAGAGCUGGAAGGAAUUCAGAAGAUGCUUCUGGCUCAGGAGGUUCAGUUGGACCAGACCUCCCAGACCCACGAACUACUCUCCACCACCAGCGGACAAAUCUCCCAGGAGAUGGGUAAUUGCUCCUUCUCCAUCCACCAGAUCAACCAGUCUCUGGGGCUCUUCCUGGCCCAGGUGAGAGGCUGGCAGGCCACCACAGCCGGCCUGGACCUCUCUCUGAAGGACCUCACUCAGGAGUGCUACGACGUCAAGGCUGCAGUGCACCAGAUCAACUUCACUGUGGGGCAGACUUCCGAGUGGAUCCACGGAAUCCGGCGGAAGACAGACGAGGAGACCCUCACCCUCCAGAAGAUGGUCACCGACUGGCAGAACUACACGCGGCUCUUCAGCAGCCUGCGCACCACCUCGGGCAAGACGGGAGAAGCGGUCAAGAACCUCCAGGCCACCCUGGGGACCUCGUCCCAGCGCAUCAGCCAGAAUUCCGAGAGCAUGCACGACCUGGUGCUGCAGGUCAUGGGCUUGCAGCUGCAGCUGGAUAACAUCUCAUCCUUCCUGGAUGACCACGAGGAGAACAUGCAUGACCUGCAGUACCACACCCGCUACGCCCAGAACCGCACGGUGGAGAGAUUUGAGACACUGGAAGGACGCAUGGCUUCCCACGAGAUCGAGAUCGGCACCAUCUUCACAAACAUCAAUGCCACUGACAGCCACGUGUACAGCAUGCUCAAGUACCUGGAUGACGUGCGGCUCUCCUGCACACUGGGCUUCCACACCCAGGCCGAGGAGCUCUACUACCUGAACAAGACCGUCUCCCUCAUGCUGGCCACCACCGACCUGCUCCGGGAGCGCUUCGGCCUGCUCAGCGCCCGCCUGGACUUCAACGUCCGCAACCUGUCCAUGAUCGUGGAGGAGAUGAAGGCUGUGGACACACAGCACGGGGAGAUCCUGCGCAACGUCACCAUCCUACGAGGUGUCCCCGGCCCCCCAGGACCAAGAGGACUCAAGGGAGAUGUGGGCAUUAAAGGGCCUGUUGGCGGCAGAGGACCAAAAGGAGAUCCUGGCAGCUUGGGCCCCCCAGGGCCCCAGGGUCCUCAGGGACAGCCUGGGGACACCGGGCCUGUGGGAGAAAGGGGGCCGGUUGGCCUGCGAGGUUUCCCAGGCCUCAAAGGCUCGAAGGGCAGCUUUGGAACUGGAGGCCCAAGAGGACAGCCAGGCCCCAAAGGGGACGUGGGGCCCCCAGGGCCAGUGGGGCCCCCAGGGUCUCCAGGGCCAGAGGGGCCUCAGGGAAAACCGGGGAUCGCUGGAAAGACAGGGUCACCAGGCCAGCGGGGGCCCAUGGGGCCAAAGGGCGAACCAGGGAUCCAGGGUCCCCCGGGCCUCCCCGGGCCCCCAGGCCCACCAGGAAGCCAGAGCCACUACUGAGGAGGGGCCAAGUCCCACACAUUGCCACGCAGAAGGUGGGAAGGGUGCUCAGUUGGAGAGAGACCCCCCCCAAAAGCCACACCUACAGACAUUGUCGUCCUUUGGUCCCAAAAGGGGUUCCCCCAGGCCUGACCCCGCACCUCCAGGCUCCCAGUAGCGACUAUGCCAUAGAAAGCAGCCCCUUACACACACACACACACACACACACGCACGUGCGCACACGCACACGGGCAGACACGCACAUUUCCCUGCUGGUCGGGGGCUGACUGGGUUUCCCUGGCUCGGCGGGAGGAGAGGGCAGGAGAAGCCCCUCUCCUGUGACUGAGCCUGCCAGGGAGGUGGCUACCUCGGGGGGAUGGUCUUGACUCUAGCUCUGAACUGGUGACCAACACCAGUCUUUCUAGUAUCUUCACACCCAUCCUAGCUGGCCGGCAGUUCCCUGAGGGUCCCAGGGUGGAAAAGACCCAGGAAGACCUUUGCGGGGGAUUAUGGUUCAAGCUCUAGGGACAAGGUGGGUUUGGCAACCACAAGACCCUGCUUGUAACCAUGGGAGCAGAGUCCCGGGAGCUGCCCCUGCCUCACAGAGGACAGAGCAACUCCACCUGGGCCCUGAGCACUGCUCCUUCAGGAGUUCAGCAUCUUUUUCCACGUCUCCAGAAAAUUCCUCGCUUCAUCCUUGCAUCUGCCUCUCAGGAGCAUCCCAGGAGGAAUCCAAGCAGAAGUGUCAUCUGUACUGGGACACUCUCCAGGCCCUGGAACAUUCUACCAAAGUGGAGUCCAGCCCCCGGGAAGCUGGAGGAGGAGGAGGCUGCAGUCACUGCCUGUCUACGAAGCUGACUCCCUUGCUCCACUGGGGGCCCCGCUCCAAUCCUGGAGUAGCCCAUCUGUAGUGACUGGGGGAGGGCCGACCCCUGGGAACAGGGCAGCGCUCCCGUCCCCCACCGGCUCUCCUCCUGCCCUGCUGACCUCACCCCACCGUUACCUAGAAUGGCCCGAGGCCUCUCUGCACUGCACAGGCAGCACCACCAGAUGAGGGAGUGGGGCCGCAUCGCCCUCUGAGGUCACCCCUCCCCCACCUCCAUCUUCCUGCACAGCCGGCUGCAAGAAGUGCUGGGACAUCCCCAGCAGGGCAAACGCGCAGUGAAGCUGCCCUUGCUUUGUGUUCUAACAGAUAACGAACCCCCCCUGGGGUGGGGGCUUGCAGCUGUCUCCUUCCCAGUCUGACCCAGCGGCCAGCCCCUUCCCCAUUCCAGAAGCCUUAUACCCCCCUUUCUUGUAGCAGGUGUGCAACUGGCUUGCACUCCCUCUGCCCCCACUGCCAUGUAGUUCUCCUGUCUACAUAUGAUAUCAUGCCACAUAAUAUCACUGAUGCAGUAAAAAACUGUUCCCAGGAGGGAGGUGUCUUCUGGUCCUUUCUGCCUGACCAGGGCCGUGAUACCUUCAGGGGCUCUGCUUACCUGGCCUUUGAAGGGGAACCAGUGGACGAGGGGUCCCUUAGAUACUCCGUCCCACUGUGGAGUCCAGGUCUGAACUCCCAGAGAACCCCAGGGAGAACCCCUCACUCCGGAAACACUGAGCUCUGCUGGGAGUUCCCGGUGGUCCUGCAGGGGCCAGGGACCAAGGGGGGCUGAGGGAGUUACCCACAGCGAGCAGAAACCCAGGGGAAGCAAGGUGAGCUUACUAACCUCGCAGCAGGGCCCUAGAGCUCUUGGGCUAAGACAAGAUUGGAAAAUGAGACAGGACACCUGAGUGAUGCCCCCUGCUCCCCCAUCUUGUCUCUAGGAUGAGGCAAUAAAAUAGGAAAAAAAAUGGGGGGGAGACCAGACGUGCCCCAGAGAACCUAGCCCUCCAGGGUGGACAGGAAACAAAGACCAGCUGGGUCCUCUGUGAAUCAGCUGGGCCUGUUCUUGGAAUCAGGGGUGCGUGAGGGGGCUGUGCCCUUGGCCGGCUCUCAAGGCAUAUGUCUUAGUCUGUUCAGACUGCUAGAACAGAAUACCACAGACUGGGCGACUUCUAAACAGCAGAAACAACGUAAAUGAUGAAGGUCAUCCACCUUCAUGACCUAAUCCCGUCCCAGAGGCCCCACCUCCUGAUCGCAUCACGUUGGGAGGUUAGGUCUCAACAUAGAAAUUUGUGGUAGGACACAAACAUUCAGACUAUGUAGCAUAGUAACCUCAUUUGUCAGUAAAAC